Magallana angulata is the source of this 1879-nucleotide messenger RNA. RefSeq lists its product as uncharacterized. The transcript has 8 exons. The record is from RefSeq and is a predicted model, not a curated record. Lineage: Eukaryota; Metazoa; Mollusca; Bivalvia; Ostreida; Ostreidae. Bases 115 to 1422 code for a protein of 435 amino acids. Gene Ontology annotation, molecular function: microtubule binding.
AACGUCACAAUCAAGAUAACGUGACGUCGUCUUGGUUAUAUUGUAACAACAUAGAUGGCCGACAAAGGUGGCACAACGCGUCCGUUUUAGUAAAGUCUGUUUAUCAAUUUCGUGAUGACAGCCCCUCUUGAAGAAACAGUUAUUGCAGGAAAGAAACGUAUUGUAAAACCAGAGCCCGGACCCCCCAAGUACAACCCAACAAACGCCAUGGCGAGGCGGCUCUUUCAGAUGAGAAAGACCGAGGGCAUGUCCGAAUACCAGGCCGCGUACAGGAAGUACCCAUUCCAGAAACCACGUGAUUGCGUCAGGCCCACGUCCAAAAAGAUCGAGACAGGAAUGGCCUCCAGUCUGAUGACAACUACCUACAAAAAGGACUUCGUCUACCACGAGGAUAAGGAUGCUUUCAAGAUGGACAGCUUCAAGCCACUGCAGGGUUACCGCCCGUCCAGUGCCAGACUGUCGGACCAGACCAUCUACAGCCUCUCCUACCAGGUCAUUGACAAAGAGGUGGCCAAGAAAUGCCGACCCGCCAUAUCCAAGCCCCGGGAGGCCCCUCUCACCCAGUUCAAGCUGGUGCUGCCAGAAAAGCCAUCUGGAGGCGGUGAUUCUAAAUCGGCAGAAGAAGCACCCAAAACGGAAGUGGUAACUGAAUCGAAGCCGUGCAUCGAACAGACACCCGUUGUUGCAGAAGUUGCCGCGCCUGCUCCUGCUGACGUCACAGUACCGCAACCAACUUCCGAUUCAACUGGAAAUAAGUCAGCCUCCACGCAUAUCGUGAUCCCGGGCCAGAAGCCCCAGAGGGCCCCUUUUAACGGCAUGACCACUGCCAUGGCAGAUUUCGUGAGGCACCCGCUUACUGCCCGUCAGUCAAUCUGUAAACCGCCCGCCUCCAGCACCCACUACGACCUGGGACCGUUUGAUGGAAGAACUACCCAGAGCAUGGCCUACCAAGCGUGGCCUGUGGCGCCCUUUGCAAAACCUUCUUGGGCAAUAAAGCCUAAAUAUAAGAGGCCCAAGGGAGGGAUGCCCUAUGCUAGCACAUACAUGACUGAUUUUGUGAACCCCAAACACAUCGUGGAGAGAGCCAUGCCGAUAAAACCCAAGCCCGGAAAUGACAUAAUCAAACAUGAGGGAGGGGACGGAAAUCACCAGUCUUGUACCACAUACCAGGGCCACUAUGUGGCGUGGAAAGGCGCCCUUCCCGCGAAAACUUUCCAAAUCAAGCAGCUCUAUGUUCCAAACGCUGGCGAGAUGGACUUUCAGUCCAUUCAACGGCUCCACUUCAGAGGCGUUCAAGCCGAGCGACCGAAUCUAUGUCACCAGUCGUCGGAGCACCGGAACCUUAACGACAAUCCGAAGAUGUACUUCAACACAACCUAUCAAGACACCUUUGGAAGACCCAAAAGCUGCCCCGUUAAUUAAUCAACUAAAAAUGAUAUCAAUAAGUUAUCUGACCCCAAGACCAUAAAUUGACUAAAGUCUUCAGUCAAAAGAUUUGCCGUAAAUUUUUCAAGUAUUUUGAAUAAUUAAAUGAAAUUUAAGUUUUGGGUUAAUAUGUCUUAUUUAACGAAACCAUGUAAUGACGUAAUGUCAUUUAAAAUUAAUCUAUAUCUAACAUUCAAUGUUAUUUUAGGUUGAAGUCUUUUCUUAAUUUAUGGUCUUAGGGGUGGUUAUUCUUAAGAAUGAUACUUUUCUAUUCUUUUUUUUUUAAAUAUAUUUUGAAAAUCAUUUUGAGCCUAUUGCUUUUUAUAACACAUGAUGUUUUGUAGAAGUAUAUAUUUUUUAGAAGAUUUUAGCUUUUAUAAAAAGUUUACACAAUAAUAUUGAAUUAUAUUUAUAGUUAAAUCUGAAAUUUAUACAACAUAUGUAUAUACAUAAG